This is a messenger RNA of Stegastes partitus (bicolor damselfish), 2504 nucleotides long. It is a transcript of the gene ddx27, whose product is annotated as DEAD (Asp-Glu-Ala-Asp) box polypeptide 27. The record is from RefSeq and is a predicted model, not a curated record. Gene Ontology annotation, cellular component: cytosol. Lineage: Eukaryota; Metazoa; Chordata; Actinopteri; Pomacentridae. The transcript is spliced from 20 exons. Gene Ontology annotation, molecular function: ATP binding; nucleic acid binding; RNA helicase activity. Bases 109 to 2391 code for a protein of 760 amino acids.
GUCACUUCCUGGUUCCGUCAACACACGUGUGUCUGUGUGUGUGUGUGAAGACCGGACUGCAGAGAACCUCUCCAGAACCCAUUAGAACCGUUAGAACCGCAGUCCGUCAUGUUGGAGCAGCUCGGUCUGAUCGGAACGAUCCGGGACGAGGAUCAGAGUCCGGAGGAGCCCGACAGCGAGUCCGAGCAGGAGGAGCAGCCCAUCGUCCUGAACAGGAAGAAGAAGUUUGGUGUGUCCAGAGACUUUAACUGCGACUUUGAGUUUGGGGAGAAGGACGGUGCGAGCGCUGACCAGGACUGGCUGAUGGCCGACGUCAUGAAGCAGCUCAAGAACAAGAGAACCAUCACAACUCUGGACCAGAAGAUCGAUAAAGUCAGGAAGAAGAGGAAAGCCGAGGAGAAGUCCUCCCAGAGCGACGCAGCUGAAGGUUCCUCAGAGAAGAACCAGGAGAACCAAGACGAAGACGAAGAUGUGAAGCCUGAAGCAGGAGAGGAUGAUGAUGGAAGUGAUGAAGAGGAGGAUGAAGAUGAGGAAUUUGGCUCGAGCGAUGAGGAGGUUCUGACCCAAUCAGACACCCUCAGAGAGAAGCAGCGCCGGGGGAGGAGGAGGAAGGAGGAGGAGGAGGAGGCUCCAGAGUCGUUCUACGAAGACGCGUCUCAGUACGACGAUCAGCUGACCUUUGACGACAUGAACCUGUCCAGACCCAUCCUGAAGGCCGUCACUGCUCUGGGCUUUAAGCAGCCGACUCCCAUCCAGAAGGCCUGUGUUCCUGUCGGCCUGCUGGGCAGAGACCUUUGCGCCUGCGCUGCUACUGGGACAGGGAAGACGGCAGCCUUCAUGUUGCCCGUGUUGGAGCGUUUGGUUUUUAAGCCCAGAACGUCCCAGGUGACCCGGGUGUUGGUUCUGGUUCCGACCAGAGAGCUGGGGAUCCAGGUCCACUCUGUGGCCCGUCAGCUGGCCCAGUUCACCUCCAUCACCACCUGCCUGGCUGUCGGUGGGUUGGAUCUGAAGUCUCAGGAGGCGGCACUUAGGGCGGGGCCAGACAUCCUGAUCGCUACACCUGGUCGGUUGAUCGAUCACCUGCACAACACGCCGAGCUUCGAGCUGACUCACAUUGAGAUCCUGAUCCUGGACGAGGCCGACAGGAUGCUGGACGAGUACUUUGAAGAGCAGAUGAAGGAGAUCAUCAGAUUGUGUUCCUACAACAGACAGACGAUGCUGUUCUCCGCCACCAUGACAGAGGAGGUGAAGGACCUGGCUGCAGUGUCGCUGAAACAGCCAAUCAGGAUCUUCGUUAACAGCAACACUGAUGUGGCUCCGUUCCUGCGGCAGGAGUUCGUCCGAAUCCGACCUCAUAGAGAAGGAGACCGAGAGGCCGUGGUGGCAGCUCUGCUGACUCGGACGUUCCAGGACCAUGUCAUGUUGUUCACUCAGACGAGGAAACAGGCUCACCGGCUGCACAUCCUGCUGGGCCUGAUGGGCCUGAAGGUUGGAGAACUGCACGGAGAACUGAGCCAGAACCAGAGACUGGAGAACCUCAGACGUUUUAAAGAUGAACAAAUCGAUAUCUUGGUGGCGACGGACGUAGCAGCUCGAGGUCUGGACAUCGAUGGAGUUAAAACGGUGAUAAACUUCACGAUGCCGUCCACAGUCAAGCAUUACGUCCACCGUGUGGGUCGGACUGCCAGAGCCGGUCGGUCGGGACGUUCGGUGUCUCUGGUCGGAGAGUCUGAGAGGAAGAUGCUGAAGGAGGUGGUGAAGGCGGCCAAGAACAGCGUGAAGGCUCGCGUGCUGCCGCCAGAGGUCGUCCUGAAGUUCAGAGAUCUGAUCUCCAAACUAGAGAAAGACGUCGAAGCUGUGAUGAAGCUGGAGAGAGAAGAAAGAGAGCUGGCAGCGUCUGAGGCCAAGCUGAGUGUGGCUCAGAAGCGUCUCGAUGGCUCCGCCUCCAGUCAAUCACAGAGAGUUUGGUUUCAGACUCAACAAGAAAGAAAACAGAGUCGUAUGUCCAAGGCUCUGCAGGACUUCGAUCUCGCUCUCAGAGGGAAGAAGAAGAGACAGAAGUUCCUGAAGGACGGCAAGAAGAAGGAGCUGACGUCUGAGGAGCGCGCUCAGUUCGAGAUCCUGAAGGCUCAGAUGUUCGCCGAGCGAGCGGCCAAGAGAGAGAGACGGCCAAAGAGGGCGAGAGCCAUGAUGGAGGAGGAGGCGCCGCCAAGCAAAGCAGCCAAUCAGAAAGCAGGAAAAGGAGGCAGGAAGUCAGCAUUUGAUAAAGAGCUGACCAACACCAGCAGCAAAUCAGUGAGACAGUACAGAGCUGGGCCAUCCUUCUCGGACAGGAAGCGUCUAGGUUUGGAUCGGCAACGUCGUGGUGGUUCCAGGUUCAAGAAGAAGUGAAGGACAACGUGGACGCAGCAGCUGUUCUUCUCUGAUUCCUCCACCGUGUCUCCUUCUUCUUCGUCUUUUUGUUUGUUGAACCAGUUUUGAAUAAAGUUGUGGUUUAUGAUUAA